Molecule: messenger RNA, 1485 nt
Organism: Lactuca saligna
Lineage: Eukaryota; Viridiplantae; Streptophyta; Magnoliopsida; Asterales; Asteraceae
Source: the annotation of a GenBank genome assembly
AUGAUCUCCUCCUCUUCCACCCAACACCGCCCUUCGUUUAGCCUUGCCUCCAUUAUCCGAUCAUCACUCCCCUCUCUCUUCCUCUUCCUACUCCUCCUCUACCUCCUCUACUCUUACGAAAUUCUCAUUUAUCCUCCUCACUUAACCACCAAGAUCAACUGCCAAGAUUCCGAUCUCCACCCCAACGCCACCAAAGCUAGCCUGUUUAAUCUCACAGAACCCAAACAACCCAAAAUCGGGUACGACACCGAGCUCAAACAUAUCGCAUUUUGCAUUGCAGCCUCCUCAAAUCUAUGGGAAUCAAGGAAAGAAUACAUCAAGCUAUGGUGGAAGCCUGGGGAGACCAGAGGAGGUGUUUGGCUCGACAUGGACGUGAAAAUCAAACCUAACGAAAGUCUACCCGACAUCUACAUCUCAGGAGACACUUCAAGAUUCCCAUACACGAACAAACAGGGACAUAGGUCAGCCAUUCGCAUAUCAAGGAUAGUUUCAGAAGCAUUAAGACUCGGGUUGGAGGACAUUAGAUGGUUUGUCAUGGGAGACGAUGACACGGUUUUUGUUAAGGAGAAUGUUGUGAGGGUUUUGUCUAAAUACAAUCACAACCAGUUUUAUUAUAUCGGAAGCUCGUCGGAAAGUCAUUUACAGAACAUCUAUUUCUCAUAUUUAAUGGCUUAUGGUGGUGGUGGGUUCGCCAUCAGUUACCCUUUGGCUAAGGAGUUGGAGAAGAUGCAAGAUCGGUGUAUUAAGAGAUACCCUGGUUUGUAUGGAAGCGACGACAGGAUGCAAGCUUGCAUGGCUGAGCUUAACGUCCCUCUCACCAGAGAACCAGGCUUCCAUCAGAACGAUAUCUAUGGAAGCCUAUUGGGUAUACUCUCCGGCCAUCCAGUGACGCCGUUGGUCUCACUCCACCACUUUGAUGUAAUCGAACCGGUGUUCCCAGGCAUGGAAAGAGUGGAAUCGAUCAAACACUUACUAGAUUCUGCGAAAUACGAUUCCGCGAGUCUUGCACAGCAGUCAAUUUGUUAUGAUCGGAGAAGAGAAUGGUCGAUUCUGGUGUCAUGGGGUUUCGCUGUUCAGAUCAUGAGGGGAAUUCUGUCUCCACGAGAGCUAGAGAUUCCUAGUCGUACGUUUAUCAACUGGUACAAAGUGCUUGAUUUUACAUCCUACUCAUUCAACACUCGUCCAAUCACCGGGAACCGAUGCCAGACGCCAUUCGUGUUCUACAUAAACUCCACACGAUACGAUAAAGCCAGGAAGCAGAUCAUCGGAAUAUACACUCGUCACCGGGAACGCCACCCUCGAUGCAGAUGGAAGAUGGAGUCUCCUGAAACCAUCCACACUGUGGUCGUCUUGAAGCAGGAAGAUCCCGAUCGUUGGCAAAGGGCGCCAAGGAAGGAUUGUUGUAGAGUUUUGCGUUCUAGGAAGGAAGGAGUCAUGUACUUGUGGGUUGGUCAUUGCGGAGAGAAUGAGGUUAUUGAGGUGUAG